This is a messenger RNA of Amyelois transitella, 2290 nucleotides long. Its product is annotated as solute carrier family 41 member 1. Bases 367 to 1686 code for a protein of 439 amino acids. The record is from RefSeq and is a predicted model, not a curated record. NCBI's taxonomy places the organism in Eukaryota, Metazoa, Arthropoda, Insecta, Lepidoptera, Pyralidae. Gene Ontology annotation, cellular component: plasma membrane. Gene Ontology annotation, biological process: monoatomic cation transport. Gene Ontology annotation, molecular function: monoatomic cation transmembrane transporter activity. The transcript has a single exon.
UGUUUGGUGUCAUGUUGGAUUGGCCUUGAAUUGAAUCCUAGAAUUGAUAAAUAUUUUUAUUAAUCUUCGGCGUUGUCGGCACGAAGUCUUUUUGUUAUCUUGCCUAGAUUUAUAAGAGCUCUAGUAAACGAAGAUGUUCAGGCAAUGAACAAAUGAAAUAAAGUGCUUUGGACCAGUCUGAGUAAUUUUUAUAACCUGAAAGUAAAUUGUAAACAUAACGUAGACCGUUGUAAAUCGAGGAAAAAUUUAAACAUUAUACAAUGGAUUUGAGACUAAAACAGGUGAUGUUAAUAUAAAUAAACUGUCAUUUUAUUAUUUUGGGUGUAAUACCUGAUAUCCUCAACUGAUAAAAAUUUAUUUGUCAUUAUGAACAGAAGCAAGAGUAGUAAUGGCAAAAUGUUGAAGUCAUUAACGUUUGAAACAGAUAUGGACGCGGACGGAUAUCGACUCAUAAAUAGUGAGAAUAAACCACCUGAUAUUAAACAUAACAAAGAAAAUGCUUGGGUUGCUGGUGUGCAAAUGUUUAUAUCAUUCUUGGUCGCCGGCUUUGGCAUGGUAGCAGCCAGUCUUCUACUUGAUUUUGUGCAACAUUGGCCUGUUUUUAAGGAAGUAUCAGAGGUUUACAUCUUAGUACCUGCUCUUUUGGGACUUAAAGGUAACCUGGAAAUGACGUUAGCAUCACGUUUAUCAACUCAUGCUCAUUUGGGUCACCUUGAUACCCACCUGGGUGAAUUGGUUUUUGGCAACCUGUGUCUGAUUCAGUGUCAAGCUGUUCUGGUGGGAUUUCUUGCUGCAAUGGCAGCAGUUGCAAUGGGCUGGAUACCAUAUGGAGAGUUUGACAUUCAUCAUGCAAUGUUACUGUGUGCUUCAAGUGUCCUCACAGCAUCUUUAGCAAGUUUCGUGUUAGGGCUUAUCAUGAUAGGUGUGAUUGUUAUCUCAAGGAUGAUAAAUAUAAACCCAGACAAUAUUGCCACACCAAUAGCUGCCAGCCUGGGUGAUUUGUCAACCUUGGCAUUGUUAUCUUGGAUAGCAUCCCUGUUGUACAAUCCGCUUGGCACAAGUAUUGUAUUAUCAUCUAUUAUUGUGAUUAUUGGCGCAGCUCUUGUGCCUGUAUGUGGGUACAUUGCUUGGAAAAAUCAAUUCACAAGACAAGCCUUAGAUGAAGGUUGGGUGCCCGUUGUGUCUGCAAUGGUAAUUAGCAGUGCUGGAGGCUUAAUAUUAGAUUAUACAGUUUCAAAAUAUAAAGGAGUUGCAGUAUUUCAAUUAGUAAUAAAUGGUAUAGGUGGUAACAUGGUAGCUGUGCAUGCUUCAAGGUUGUCAACAUCGCUACACACGGGGCAGAAAGAAAGCUCAGUUAUAGGUAAAACCACUAAAUUGCUGCUGGUGAUGGUUAUUCCUGGGCAGCUAAUAUUCCUCUACACUAUAGGUUUCUUGCGAGCUGGUCACACAUCCCUAACAGUUGUGUUCAUCUUAGUUUACAUGACUGCAGCUCUAACUCAAGUGUUUUUGCUGCUCACAAUCAGCUACUAUAUGGUGAUGUGGAUGUGGAAACUGGGUAUGGAUCCAGACAACUCUGCCAUACCAUACUUGACUGCACUGGGUGACCUGCUUGGUACUGCCCUGUUGGGCUUAGCUUUUAUUGUUCUUGAUUUCAUAGGCGAUAAAGAUGCUGAUGUUGGGGAUUGAAUGAAAAAUUAUAGCCACGAGAGACUUUAUAUUGCAAAAAGUAUUAGUACUUGUUUUUAUUAUAAACCUAUUGAUUUCUUAUCUUUUGCGCCAUGGCCAAUGCAAAUUGAAAAACUAAUAAAGUUGUUUCACUUGCAAUUUUUUUGUGUUCACAUUGUAUACUCAUAUGUGAAAUUAUAUUAUGUAUUUCAAGUUUUCUGUUACAUAUUAAAUUUGAAAUGUUAAAAAUACUUUUCACUGCCAUUUUGUGCAAAAAUAUUAAUAGGAAUGUUGUGAAAAAUGUACUAUAUAAUUUAAUUAAAUAGGUACAAGGUACUUAUGUAAAUCUUCUGCCUCUUGUACUUCAUUAUAGUUAUUAUAAUGUUUGAAUUUUAAGAAGGAAUGUUUCAUGUACUUAUUUAUGUAGGACUUGUAUAGCUGCAUUGGCUGUCAUCAACAUCACAUCACGGAAUUUGUGUAAAUAUUUACUGUAAUUAUAAGGAAUGUUUCAUAUUGGUGCUACACUUUUAAAAGUCAUGUCUAUUUUUAUAUGUAUACAAAAAUGCAAUAUACACUAAAAAAUUAUUAUUACUUAUUACAAAUGUAAAUAAAAAACCUGACUCUA